Molecule: messenger RNA, 912 nt
Organism: Cyprinodon tularosa
Lineage: Eukaryota; Metazoa; Chordata; Actinopteri; Cyprinodontiformes; Cyprinodontidae
Gene: rnf141
Product: ring finger protein 141
Exons: 6
Coding region: 181-840 (219 amino acids)
Biological process (GO): protein autoubiquitination
Molecular function (GO): ubiquitin-protein transferase activity
Source: RefSeq, a predicted model, not a curated record
UCUAACGAGGUCAUGACGGCAUUGAGCUGCGCCGCGGAGUGUUGUUAUGGUUUGGUUUGUCAGAGCAGAUUCUUUCAGCCAAGCAACAACGGAGGAUUGCACUUUUGGAGUUUAAAAGGAGCUGCAGAACCGAACAAAGAGCUGCCCUCUUCUGGACAGUAAGCUGCUGCUGCCUCCAGGAUGGGCCAGCAGAUCUCAGGUCAGCUGGUGAAACAUGCUGGACUGGUCCGGGAAAGUGGUAACCUAUCUUACGAGGAGUUCCUGGCUAGAGUGGCAGAACUUAAUGACGUGACGGCCAAGUUAGCUGCUGGGCAGCAGAAUCACCUUCUGUUUGAAGUUCAGCCCAGCUCGGACGCCUCGGCCCUCUGGAAGGUGGCCGUCCGGAUCCUCUGCACCAAGAUAAACAAGGAGAACGGCACCGUGGAGGCGUCACGCAUCAUGAACCUGUACCAGUUCAUCCAGCUUUACCGUGACAUCACUAGUCAGGCUGCCGAGGUGCUGUCUGCAGAAGGAGCCAUCGAAGGUCCGUCUGAGCGGCUGUCCUCCACCGACUCCUGCCAGGCCAGCAUGUGGAUGGGGAGGGUGAAGCAGCUGACCGAUCAGGAGGAGUGCUGCAUCUGUAUGGACGGAAAGGCCGACCUCAUCCUGCCCUGCGCUCACAGCUUCUGUCAGAAAUGCAUAGAUAAAUGGAGCGGGCAAAGCCGGAACUGCCCGAUAUGCCGCCUGCAGGUGACGGCUGCCAAUGACUCCUGGGUGAUGUCCGACUUUCCCUCUGAGGAUGAAGUAGUUGGAUACAUCCUGAACCUGGCCGAUGAGGCGGGUCACCCCCACAGGCCGUAACACACUGUGCUCUGAGCCAACAAAGUUUCAUUUCUGAAGUUUAUUUUUUUAAUAAAAUUCUUAUUUUCAGAA